This is a messenger RNA of Drosophila suzukii, 513 nucleotides long. RefSeq lists its product as uncharacterized. Lineage: Eukaryota; Metazoa; Arthropoda; Insecta; Diptera; Drosophilidae. The record is from RefSeq and is a predicted model, not a curated record.
AAAGCGAAAAAUGCGACGAAAACAAAACGACAAGGUGGAACGUAAAAAGAUCGCUUAUUGCGAAAAUAAAUUGAAAAGAGCUGGAGUAAAUAUUUAAUUGUGAAAUCGGGAUCACCAGGGAAAGUACCUAGGGUAUCGCCGAAAAUCAUAACAAUGGCCCUUGUGCUGGUGCACCUCCGGCGCCUUAUUCUCCUGCUGACCGUCGUCUACCUCAGCGGAGCGGUAUUCCGCCGCCUUCUCAGCGAGCGACACCACGCUCACAUCCUGCAGGGAAAUGGUUACAUGGCCCUCGGACGUCUUCGAGGAGGCGGAGGAUCCAAGGAACCCUACCACUUCCAAUGGUGGGCCUACAUCUAUACCUGCUAUGCCUACGCCGUCCUGGUCAACUACGUCAGCAUGCGCCGGCUGACCAACCUCAUUGAGUUCUUCUUGAACUGAAACACUUCGGUUUAAUUUAAAUAUCUAAAUAGUUUGAAUAAAACAGUUUUGUUAUGUUAUAAUGUCAUCGAUUAA